AGCCCAUAGCAGUCGUUGCCUCGCGCUCAGCAGUUAAGCAAGUGUAUUAAAUAUACUUAAGCCUCUCUGCAUUAGCAUUUUAUAUUUUCUCUCACUCUCUGUUGUUAAUUGAAAUUGCUUGAAUUCCUUUGCAAUGGAUGCGAUGACAAUGCACGGAGAACAUGGCACGGAUACAGCAGCCGCUGUCAAGUCUUGUCCAAUGAUCAUGGUGUUUCACGGCGGGCACUGCGAACGUAUUUUAUGGCGUGGCUGGGUGGCAGCAACAAUUACGGAGUUUGUCUUCUCCUGCCUGGCGCUCUUCGUUUUGGCCUUUCUCUAUGAGCUGCUUAAGUUUCUGCGCGAACAGCUGCUGCGUCGAGAGGCGCGCAAGGAUGCUGAGCGCUUGGCGGAGGAAGUGCGUCGGAAGAACAGCGGCUCGGAGACGCCACUGGCCGAAUUGCGGGAGCGUAGUUAUUGGCAAAACAUCUUUAAUCUGCCACACAUCAUCCAAGCGCUGCUUAAUCUGGUACAAAUUGUUAUCUCCUACUUGCUCAUGUUGGUCUUCAUGAAUUUCAACUAUUGGUUGUGCUUGGCUGUAGUCCUUGGCCUAGGCUUGGGCUACUUUUUCUUUGGCUGGGUCAAAAAGGAUCCCAAUGCCAGCGAGUGUUGUCCUUAGAGAUGUAUACAUCUUUCUAAGAGUUAUUAGAGCAUGCUUCUUGUCAGCCCCUAUUACCACAUAGUUAUUAACAAAUUUGGCUUUAAUCUGUUGCUAAAUUACAAAUUUUAUUUAAAAGUUUAUUAUGGCAUAAAUUAGUCAACUAGUUAUUACUUACAGAGCAUAAUGUACAAAUAGUUAUGAGAACAAGAACCUAAUUAUAUUUAAGAUUUUACUUUGCAUAACACAACUCAAUGACUUAUAAUUAUAAUUGUAUCGGUUUUUUUUGUUCUUUGUUUAUUAAUUUACAAUAAAAAGUAUUCUAAACAUAAA
Messenger RNA from Drosophila busckii, 967 nucleotides. RefSeq names its product high affinity copper uptake protein 1 (gene Ctr1B). The record is from RefSeq and is a predicted model, not a curated record. Gene Ontology annotation, biological process: copper ion transmembrane transport. Gene Ontology annotation, cellular component: membrane. Gene Ontology annotation, molecular function: copper ion transmembrane transporter activity. The transcript has 2 exons. The coding region runs from base 134 to 655 and encodes 173 amino acids. NCBI's taxonomy places the organism in Eukaryota, Metazoa, Arthropoda, Insecta, Diptera, Drosophilidae.